Messenger RNA from Triticum dicoccoides, 2626 nucleotides. Its product is annotated as glucan endo-1,3-beta-glucosidase 6-like. The coding region runs from base 854 to 2329 and encodes 491 amino acids. The record is from RefSeq and is a predicted model, not a curated record. Gene Ontology annotation, molecular function: hydrolase activity, hydrolyzing O-glycosyl compounds. Gene Ontology annotation, biological process: carbohydrate metabolic process. Lineage: Eukaryota; Viridiplantae; Streptophyta; Magnoliopsida; Poales; Poaceae. The transcript has 2 exons.
CUCGAUUUGCAAUUUUUUGCAUGCAGGUGAUAGGAAUCUUUCUACCAUGUUUACAGUAAGUAACCAAGAAACCACCAUCAUGACAGUGAAAGCGCCUAACAAACCAUGCUGCUCCGAUUCCCUUUGCUUGCGCUCCCAGCCCAAGCUCCAACCUCCAACCUCCAAGCGUGUGAGGCGUGACUGCCGCCGUAUCUCAUAUCGAUAGAGCCAUAGCCCGUCCAUCCAUCAGCAACUUUUGAGGUUUCCAGAGGCGACCGAUCAUGCCGCCGCUUUGCUAGAUGAGAUCAAGCAGCACCCCGUCUCUUCUCCAACCCCACACCCAAAUCACAAUCUUCCUUUCCCCCUCUCGCAUUACUUGGAAAGGCUAAUCUUUUCCGUUUUGCUUUGAUCCGUCCCUCUGCUCUGCUCGCUGCCGCUGCCAGCUUUGGCAAAGCCCCAUUAUUGCCCUCUGCCGCCCUCGCCUACUCGCACCUCGCCGUCAAUGCCCGCACUUGGCUCGCCAUCACUGGGAAUCUCCCAUCGCGGUCGAGCGUAGGUGGGGUUCGCCAGGGCUUCAUUUAUUGUCACCCCAAAAGAUUCCAGCUCCAGCUCGUGGGUGGAGCUCUGGUAGCUCGGGGAUUUGAGAGCGUUCUUCUCGAGUUCUUGGGGCCUCUGGUGCCUGCGGCUCCCCUCUCUUUCCGGUGAGGGUUUCAGCUCCGAGCUUCGAUUUCAGUGUGUUCUUGGAGGUUCCCGACUAGAUCCCCUCUUGUAUUGGCUCGCCGGAUUGGUUCAUCCAAGAUCUGAGCUCGGAGCAAGCGAGGAGCCCAAGAUUUCAUCUGGAGCUGCUGCUGUUGGGGUCAUCUGCUGUCUGUCCAUGGGUUCUCGGGCUCGGUCCGGCCGUGGAGGAGCGGCGGCGCUCUUCGUGGCGGCGGUGAUGGUGGUCUCCUGGUCGGCGGCGGGGGUGGGCGCGAUAGGGGCCAACUGGGGCACGCAGGCGAGCCACCCGCUGCCGCCGGACACGGUGGUCAAGAUGCUCAAGGACAACGGCUUCCAGAAGGUGAAGCUGUUCGACGCCGAGGACGGCACCAUGAGCGCCCUCAGGAAGAGCGGCCUGGAGGUCAUGGUCGGCAUCCCCAACGAGCUGCUCGCCAUCAUGGCCAGCAGCAUGAAGGCAGCCGACAAGUGGGUCGAGAAGAACGUCUCUAACUACCUCAACAAAGGCUGCAACGUCAGGUAUGUUGCGGUUGGUAACGAGCCUUUCCUGUCGACAUACAAUGGAAGCUUUCUGCUAACUACCUUUCCUGCCCUCAAGAACAUACAAAGUGCACUUGUGAAGGCUGGUUUGGGCAAUCAAAUCAAAGUAACUGUUCCUCAAAAUGCUGAUGUCUAUGAUACAGCAACGGGCAAGCCUUCUGACGGGGAUUUUCGCACAGAUAUUCAUGACCGGAUACUCGAAAUUGUAAAAUUUCUGAGCGACACUGGUGGUGUUUUUACUGUCAACAUCUACCCUUUCAUCAGCCUCUACAUUGAUCCAAACUUCCCUGCUGAGUAUGCCUUCUUUGACGGGCGCUCACAGCCCGUUGUUGAUGGCUCUGCAACAUACACAAACAUGUUUGACGCAAACCACGACACGCUGAUCUGGGCUCUGAAGAAGAAUGGAUAUGGGAACCUGCCGAUCGUUAUCGGGGAGAUAGGCUGGCCAACUGACGGUGACAUGAACGCAAAUGCUCAGCUCGCCCAGCGCUUCAACCAAGGCUUCAUGACGCAUAUCGCCACUGGGCAAGGGACCCCGAUGAGGCCUGGACCGAUCGACGCUUACUUAUUCAGUCUGAUCGAUGAGGAUGAUAAGAGCAUACAGCCAGGGAACUUCGAGCGCCACUGGGGGAUCUACACAUACGACGGCAUCCCAAAGUAUCAGCUGAACUUCGGUGUACCGAAUUCACAGAUUAAAAGAGCAAGCGGCGUCAAGUACCUUGACAAGAAAUGGUGUGUGCUGAAGCCCACUGUCAGCCUCGACGACCCAAAGCUUCCAGACACGGUGAGCUACGCGUGCGCCAGGGCAGACUGCACCAGCCUUGGCUACAGGACUUCCUGCGGGAUGCUGGACACCCGGAGCAACAUCUCGUACGCCUACAACAGUUUCUACCAGAAGAACGACCAAGACGACGUGGCCUGCGGCUUCUCGGGCUACGCGACGACCACCGGCCAGGACCCCAGCACCGGGACAUGCAGGUUCGGGAUCAUGAUCGAGGUCGACUCGGCCUACUCGUGGAAGCCGCGGCGGGUCCGAAGCAACUACCUCCUGGUGCUUCUCCUUGCACUUGUUCACCUCUGCGUGUCAUCCUCAUAGGUGUUUUUUCUUUUUCUUUGCGGAAGAUGGCCCGGCCAUGACAGCAUCAACAGCCUGGCAGCUUAGAGGGGUAUUUGAUGCCUGCCGUCAGUGUUCAUCCAUGUAGGAACCUUUUUCGAUCGUUUUCUUCUUCUAAUUUCGGUGGAUGCGGACGUCGCAGCCGCAUCGUUGAAUUCUUGUUAGCGUAGCUUUGAUCUUCCGGUACCAUUGUGAUUGGGAUGGUGAUGCACUGGACCAUUUAUACCCAGGAAUGUGACUGAGGGCAUAGCUAUCAAACCUGCAAAUGUGGUGAGUCCA